GCAUAUAUUUACUUCUGUAUGUUGCUGUAAGUAGUAAUCUUAAAAUGAUUAAGUUUCAACAGUUGUUCAAUCUUCACUAGAUAAUAAAAUGUCUGCGGAUUUUCCAUUGGCGUGUUCUGUUUUCUGCACACGUGUGCCCAUCAGCUGUCAUUGCGCUUGCCGUAGACGGCGUUUAUGUAAAACCAUGAUGGCGGCGUCCUGUGCGAGAACGCUUGGUAAGGUCGCACGAAUAGUUUUAGACACGCCAACAUGCCGAUUAACAAAUAACGCCGCACUAUUAACUAGAAAUUAUAUGAGGGGUCAAGUUAAGACUUACUGUGUCAGCAGCGGUUUCAAAUCCAGACCGGUGCGUGGAAGAAUCCUGGGGUCCGCCUUCUUGCUUGGUGGUGGUUUCGGGUUGUACCAGACCGUCAAACUCCAGUUCCAGCAUCACCUUGCAGCUGAGAAAAUUCAAGCGCCCGGGCUGGCAACAGAUCCAAAGUUGACUCUGUAUCAGUACAAGACCUGUCCGUUCUGCAGCAAAGUACGAGCCUUCUUGGAUUAUCAUGACUUUUCAUAUGAAAUUGUGGAGGUCAAUCCUGUUAUGCGUCAGGAGAUCAAAUGGUCCACUUACAGAAAAGUUCCCAUCCUGAUGGUGGACGGGACAGUGCAAAUCAAUGACUCUUCUGUAAUUAUUAGUGCUUUGAAGACCUACCUGAUCACCAAGGAAAAAACAAUACCUGAGGUUUUGUCUUGCUAUCCUGAGAUGAAGUCGAAGAAUGACAGCGGAAAAGAUGUGAUAGAGUUCGGAAAUAAAUACUGGGUCAUGGUGAACAACGAGGAUGCUGAUCACCUGUAUCCAGAAAAGGAUUCCAGAAAGGAGGAAAUCAAAUGGCGCAAGUGGGCAGAUGAUUGGCUGGUGCAUCUCAUUUCACCUAAUGUUUACCGUACACCCACAGAAGCCCUCGCCUCCUUUGACUACAUAGUAAGAGAAGGCAAAUUCGGCACCUUUGAGGGCUUUUUUGCCAAGUAUUUGGGAGCUGCUGCCAUGUGGGUCAUUUCAAAAAGAUUAAAAAAAAGACACAACUUGCAGAAUGAUGUAAGACAGGAUCUUUACAAGGCAGUCAAUGAGUGGGUGGCAGCAAUUGGGAAAAACAAGAAAUUCAUGGGUGGAGAUCAACCAAACCUUGCGGAUCUGGCUGUCUUUGGAGUUCUGAGAGUAAUGGAAGGUCUUCAGGCUUUUGAUGAUAUGAUGGAAAAUACUAAAGGGAAGAACUGGUACAGACGCAUGCAGAAGGCCACACAACAUGUGUCAUAAAAUCAAUGCCUCUCUCAUCUCAUUCAACCUGAAGCACUUGAUACCACAGCUCAAAUCAAAAAGCAAGUUUGAUGUCAUCUAUUGGUAGAUUCAUCCUUUUGCAAUAUUAAAGCUAGGUUCCUUGAAACAUUGCUUUGCUUGGAAUGUACAUUAUGUAACUAUACAUUUAAUUUGAGGAGAUUGUCAAAAAAGUGCUCGCAGCAUAGAAUGUGUUUCUGAAAGUUUUAUUCAUGGUUUGGUAAUAAGUUGCUCUAUGAUUUAAGGAUUGCUUAUACUGUAAAAAAAUGAACCGAAUGAUAUAAAACAUAAAAAUAGAUGAUUCACAGACCUACUUGUGAUUGGCUGUUACUCUUUUGCUGUUCUAAUUUUCUUUACACAUCGAUAACCAAAAAAGGUUUGGUCCAUUUUCAACAAUGACGGUUCUUGAUUUUUGUGGCUUUUAAAUUCUUUUUUUGUUCAUUUAGCGAUAGAGUUCAGCUCUGAUAUAACAUUGUAGAGGCUUACAGUCUACCUCAGUGUGGUAUCAUGCUCUCCUGUUCAUGAACUCCCAUUCUAAGUGUGAAAGUCAUUAUCAGAUGUGUGGUUUACUUGAUGUUUAAUGAGGUGGCUUUAACCAACAUGUUAUAACCUUUUGUUUUCAAAGGGUUCAACUUAAAACCUAGUCUUGCGAGUAAUAGUUAUUGAAAGUUUGCUUAACAUGCAAGACUAUUAUGUAUUCUUAACUUAAAGUACCUGUCUAUGCAUCAUCUUUUGAUAUUAUGGUUAUGAUUGGGGUGGACAAUGUCAUAAAAAUAUUAGUAAAAUAAAUAAAAUCCUAA
Triplophysa dalaica is the source of this 2115-nucleotide messenger RNA. RefSeq names its product prostaglandin E synthase 2-like (gene ptgesl). Lineage: Eukaryota; Metazoa; Chordata; Actinopteri; Cypriniformes; Nemacheilidae. The record is from RefSeq and is a predicted model, not a curated record. Gene Ontology annotation, molecular function: prostaglandin-E synthase activity. Gene Ontology annotation, cellular component: mitochondrion. The transcript is spliced from 7 exons. Bases 89 to 1297 code for a protein of 402 amino acids.